Messenger RNA from Cervus elaphus (red deer), 3850 nucleotides. It is a transcript of the gene MME, whose product is annotated as membrane metalloendopeptidase. Gene Ontology annotation, biological process: amyloid-beta clearance; protein processing. The coding region runs from base 501 to 2753 and encodes 750 amino acids. Gene Ontology annotation, molecular function: metalloendopeptidase activity. The record is from RefSeq and is a predicted model, not a curated record. Lineage: Eukaryota; Metazoa; Chordata; Mammalia; Artiodactyla; Cervidae. Gene Ontology annotation, cellular component: plasma membrane. The transcript has 24 exons.
GGGGGCGGUGGGAGCUGUUGGGACGGGAGCUGGAGGGCAGAGCUGGCCGCGGGGCGCGGCUGCCCAGGAGGUGCGCGGAACCGGGUCGACGACUCAGGUCCGGCGCGUUCAGAGCGCCCGCGACCCCGCGGGCGAGGGAGGCGUGCCCUGGGAAAAGCCGAAACUGAGACUUAAAGAGUGAGGGACCAGGGCAGAGAGGGUAACCUGGAGGAGGGCUCUUCAAGUGAUGUGAGGUCGCCUCUUCAGGUUCAUUUCCAUAGCUUUCCCGCAGCCUCUUCCUCGGAGAGUUAGGUCUGGUUACUGAGGUCAGCGGUACCAGAUUGCAGCGGGAUUUGGGGACUGGGAAUUUGCCAUUCCGCUGGACAGACACAGUGUUUUUGUAUAUUUAAAUCAAAACCACAAAGUAUUAGACAUUGCUUCCCAAGCUUGUAAAGGAAGACAGUGGAACAGAUAUAAAAUUCAGCUUUGAUGUUGUCCAAAGUUCAGAAGGAUUUUAGGUAAUGGGCAGAUCAGAAAGUCAGAUGGAUAUAACUGAUAUCAACACACCAAAGCCAAAGAAGAAACAGAGAUGGACCCCACUGGAGAUCAGCCUUUCUGUCCUCGUCCUGCUGCUCACCAUCAUUGCAGUGACGAUGAUAGCGCUCUAUGCGACCUACGAUGACGGUAUUUGCAAGUCAUCAGAGUGCAUAAAAUCAGCCGCUCGACUGAUCCAGAACAUGGAUGCCUCUGUUGAGCCUUGUACAAACUUUUUCAAAUAUGCUUGCGGAGGCUGGUUGAAACGCAACGUCAUUCCUGAGACCAGCUCUCGUUACAGUAACUUUGACAUUUUAAGAGAUGAAUUAGAAGUCGUUUUGAAAGAUGUCCUUCAGGAACCCAAAACUGAAGAUAUAAUAGCGGUGCAGAAAGCAAAAAUGUUAUAUAGAUCUUGUAUAAAUGAAACUGCUAUUGAGAGCCGAGGCGGAGAACCUCUACUCAGACUGUUGCCAGAUAUUUACGACUGGCCGGUGGCGCUGGACAACUGGGAGCAAAAAUAUGGUUCUUCUUGGACAGCUGAGAAAUCUAUUGCACAACUGAAUUCUAAAUACGGAAAAAAAGUCAUUAUUAAUUUUUUUGUUGGCACUGAUGAUAAAAACUCUACGAAUCAUAUAAUUCAUAUUGACCAGCCUCAACUUGGCCUGCCUUCCAGAGACUACUAUGAAUGCACUGCAGCAUAUAAAGAGGCUUGUACGGCAUAUGUGGAUUUUAUGAUUUCUGUGGCCAAAUUGAUUCGUCAGGAAAGAGGACUGCCCAUAGAUGAAAACCAGCUUUCUUUGGAAAUGAAUAAAGUUAUGGAUUUGGAAAAAGAAAUUGCCAAUGCUACAACUAAAUCUGAAGAUCGAAAUGAUCCAAUGCUUCUUUAUAACAAAGUGACAUUAGCUGAGAUCCAAAAUAAAUUUUCACUGGAAUUCAAUGGGAAGCCAUUCAGCUGGUCAAAUUUCACAAAUGAAAUCAUGUCAACCGUGAAUAUUAAUAUUCCACAUGAGGAAGAAGUGAUUGUUUAUGCUCCAGAGUAUUUAACCAAUCUUAAGCUCAUUCUUGCCAAAUAUUCUGCCAGAGAUCUUCAAAAUUUAAUGUCCUGGCGGUUCAUAAUGGAUCUUGUAAGCAGCCUCAGCCGAAACUACAAGGAGUCCAGAAAUGCUUUCCGCAAGGCUCUUUAUGGCACAACAUCAGAAACAGCAACUUGGAGACGCUGUGCAAACUAUGUCAAUGGGAAUAUGGAAAAUGCCGUGGGAAGGCUCUAUGUGGAAGCGGCAUUUCCUGGAGAUAGUAAACAUGUGGUUGAGGAUUUAAUUGCCCAGAUCCGGGAGGUUUUUAUUCAGACUUUAGAUGACCUAACUUGGAUGGAUGCUGAAACAAAAAAGAAAGCUGAGGAAAAGGCCUUAGCAAUUAAAGAAAGAAUUGGCUAUCCUGAUGACAUUAUUUCAAAUGACGACAAACUGAAUAAUGAGUACCUUGAGUUGAGCUACCAGGAAGAAGAAUACUUUGAGAACAUAAUUCAAAACCUGAAGUUUGGCCAAACUAGACAACUAAAGAAGCUUCGAGAAAAGGUGGACAAGGAUGAGUGGAUAAGCGGAGCAGCUGUAGUCAAUGCAUUUUACUCUUCAGGCAGAAAUCAGAUAGUCUUCCCAGCUGGCAUUCUGCAGCCGCCCUUCUUCAGUGCCCAGCAGCCUAAGUCACUGAACUACGGGGGCAUCGGCAUGGUCAUAGGACACGAAAUCACCCAUGGCUUCGAUGACAAUGGCAGAAAUUUUAACAAAGAUGGAGACCUCGUUGACUGGUGGACUCAACAGUCUGCAAAUAAUUUUAAAGACCUAUCCCAGUGCAUGGUGUACCAGUACGGGAACUUCUCCUGGGACCUAGCAAAUGGACAGCAUCUCAAUGGAAUUAAUACCCUGGGAGAAAACAUUGCUGAUAAUGGUGGUAUUGGCCAAGCAUACAGAGCCUAUCAAAACUAUGUUAAAAAGAAUGGUGAAGAAAAAUUACUUCCUGGACUUGACCUAAAUCACAGACAACUGUUCUUCCUGAAUUUUGCCCAGGUGUGGUGUGGAACCUACAGGACGGAGUAUGCACUCAACUCCAUUAAAACAGAUGUGCACAGUCCAGGCAAUUUCAGGAUUAUUGGGACUUUGCAGAACUCUCCUCAGUUUUCAGAAGCCUUCCAUUGUCGCAAGAAUUCAUACAUGAAUCCAGAAAAGAAAUGCCGUGUUUGGUAAUCUUCAGAAGAAGUGGUGCAACCCUUGGCUAAACUUGCCCAAAUCACAGAAAUGGGGAACUCUAUCCGAGAGAGAAGGGGUCAGAGAGGUCACUGAUUACAUGGACGUAGUUCACAGGGGUGAGAACAUGGCAAUAAAAAUGAAGUUAGGUUAUUCUGGAAAAGGCAUGGAGGGAGGAGGGGUCUAAUGUCUAUCAAAUCACUCAUUCUCACUGUGUAAAUUAUGCUUAAUCUCUAGACAGAAUAUUACCGUUCAUUUCAGUUUCCCAUAUGAUCUGCCAAUUUGAUGUUGUCUCUUGAGGUGGACUGGAAUUUCUAAUCUAAGGGAGAAAGAAGAGGUAGAAUAGUUCACUUGGCCCCAAAAGUACAGCAGUAGCUAAGAGUUAAGAACAUGAAGCCUGUGUACCUAUUUUUACCUUUUUUUGCAACAUUUACACUCCUUCAGAACUCUUCCAAAGAAUUCUUAUACAUAUUGGGGCCUUGGGACUCAACAUAGUUCUAAUCUAAUUUUACCAGUCAUCAGUUAUUCAUUCUGAGAGUAUUCUAAGCACUCUUAGGGCUAAAAUGAAUGUCUAAAACUGUUUUUUGCUGUACCUGCUUUCACUGAUAAUGAGAUUCUUGAGGCUCCCUGCAAUUUUCUAAGCAGUUUCUUGUUCUCUCUCAAAACUUGGUCUUUUUAAGAGAUUUGUAGUAAUGUAUAAAUAAUAAUUUUUAUAUUUAAUUAUAACUACAUUUAUGACUAAAUAAUUGUUAUUAUAAGUAUCCAUUGAAUAUUGAAGCUUCAGACCAAGAUAAAUAGUUAAUGAACCAACAAGGUCUGUAAAGUGAUGUACAGAUAAAGAUUUGAGACUUUUUAAACUUAUAAAUCAUAUUGAUGAAAAGCUUUAAGCACAAACUUUGGGUUAAAAACUGCCCCUGGACAGUUGGCUAGAGGUACAUAAGAGUUGUAGUGUAUAAGCAGGAUUUUCAAAAUGAAAUCUUCUCUGAGGGUGUCUAUGAUAAAAGGGCACAACUGCAUUUAUGUAGCUCUGCAUCUCCUGUCUUUUCAGAUUUGUCAUGAUGGAAAUAUUUUGAUAAUAAAUUGAAAUUGUGAACCCA